CACUUGGACAAAUAGAUCAACGCACCCACUCUGGUCUCAUCCAUAGACACCAUGUUUAUACAAAGAGUUCUGUUUUUAAUAGGGCUGGCUGCACUUACCAGUUCAAACACGAUCCCUCUGUCAUCUCGUGUGCAUGAGGUAUUCGAAAAUAAUGAAGAUGAUAACCCUUUACUUAACUUGGGAGCAGAAGAAUCCUUGGUUGAAGGGGAUAUGCUUAUUCCGCCUGGACGGAAUGCCUUGAUUGACACUAAAUACAGAUGGAAGUUUCCCAUACCAUACAUUCUGUCAGAUGACUUGGAUUUGAAUGCCAAAGGUUGUGUCCAUCAGGCAUUUGAAAUGUACCGUCUGAAAUCCUGCAUCGACUUCAAACCCUAUGAAGGCGAGAAGACCUACAUCAAGUUUGAAAAGAGAGGGGGGUGUUUCUCCAGUGUUGGCGACCAGCAGAAUGGCCAGAUCCUGUCGCUCGGGACUGGCUGUGACCACAAGGCUGUGAUUGAACACGAGCUGCUGCAUGCUCUAGGCUUCUACCAUGAGCAGUCUCGCCAGGACAGGGACGAUUACGUCAAGAUCUGGCUGGACCAGGUCAUUCCAGGGAUGGAACAUAACUUCAACAAGUACGAUGAUUCUUUCAUCACAGACCAGAACACCCCGUACGAUUAUGAGUCCGUCAUGCACUACCGACCAUACUCUUUCAACGUGGACCCUGACAUUCCCACUGUCACCACCAACAUUCCAGAGUUUAACAACAUCAUUGGCCAGUAUCUGGACUUCAGUAAGCUGGACAUGCUGAGGUUGAACAGGAUGUACAACUGCUCGGCCCCACUGACUCUACUGGACCAGUGCUCAUUUGAGUACAUCAACAUCUGUGGGAUGAUUCAGAGCUCCACUGAUGAUGCAGACUGGGUCCACACUAAGAGCAGCCCAGGGAAUGAGGAUCACACUCUCACUGGUCAAUGCAGAGAUGCAGGUUACUUCAUGCACUUCAACACACAGACUGGCAAGGCAGAGGAGUCAGCUCUGUUAGAGUCUCGCAUACUUUAUCCCAAAAGACACCUACAGUGUCUGCAAUUCUUCUACAAGAUAACCGGUGGACCAAAGGACAGGCUCGUGGUUUGGGUCAAGAUGGACGACGGAACCGGGACAAUUCGCAAACUGAAGAAAAUGCACACCAUCUCAGGAGAUGCUGACCACGCGUGGAGGAUUGUCCACGUCCCCAUGGAGAUCGGGAAGAAGUUCCGCUACGUCUUCCAAGGUGUCCGAGGGGAUCCAGCCAAAUCCGGGGGAGGAAUCUUCAUCGACGAUAUCAGCCUGACGGAGACUCGCUGUCCCAAUGCCGUCUGGCAGAUCAAGAACUUCACAGGAAUCCUCAACACUGCAGACAGAACCAGCGUGAUCGACAGUCCUGUCUUCUUCAGCCCAGAGGGCUAUGGUUACGGAGUGCGCCUUCUGCCCAUCUCUAAUUACACUGACUACACCGGUGGCUACACUGGGAUCUACUUCCACCUGGCCAGUGGGGAUAACGAUGCGGUCUUGCAGUGGCCAGUCCUGAACCGCCAGGCUACAAUCGUGGUCAUGGACCAAGAUCCCGACAUCAAACUGCGGAUGUCCUCUGCGCGUAGUCUGACCACAGACCUGUUAAAGACUCCAGAUGGAAAGCUGUGGUGGGAUAGACCAUCCAAGGUGGGGACGUACGACCCUGGGUGCAACUGCUACAGGGGAACGUCGCGGGGAUGGCAAAACAUGAUCAAGCACUAUGACUUGCGACGACGAAACUACCUGAAAAACGACGACCUUAUAAUCUUUGUUGACUUUGAAGACAUAACGUCUCUGGUACAAUCUGAGGUUCCCGUCAUCCCAAAAUAUUGACAUGUUUUACUCAGAGGAGAACCAGCAGUCUUGAGGAUACGGACAGACUUAAGAAGUCAAAAGAAAAUAACAUCUCAAAACAUGUAAUGCAUCUGUAAUGUGUAAAGUAGAAAAUAGAAAAUAUUUUCUAUAAAUGUGGUUUGUAAAACCUUAUUAAACAAAAUUGUUUUGAAGCUUUUACAGUUAUUUUGAUAAAUUAUUGUUCUUCAGUUUCAUAAAUAAUGUUUUCUUCUGUUGUGGCAAAACAUGUAUCUUUUAUAAAAAUAUACAUGUUUUUUAUAACACAUAAUCAUUCAUACUGUACCUUAAGAACAUAUGACCUAAGUAAAACAUGGCCAUCUGCAUGUGGGACCAGAAAGUCUUAAUCUAUAAGAUACAAUAAAUACAUUAUUUGUGUAUUCUCUCACAAACUUAAAUCAUAAUGUAAAAUGUUUUAUUGUAGUCAUUACAAAUAUACUGAACAAAAAUAUAAACGCAACAUGCAACAAUGUCUAAGAUCUUACCUAGUUCCAGUUUAUAAUAUGAACUUCAUAAAUGGAAAUCAGUAAUUGGAGAAAAAAAAACCCCGCCCUAACCUAUGAAUUUCACAUGACUUGGAAUACAGAAGCAUGUGGAAUAUGUGCAAUAUGACUGUGUUUUAUUUCAUUUUAUUAAACAUCGGACCAAGACUUUA
Molecule: messenger RNA, 2539 nt
Organism: Esox lucius (northern pike)
Lineage: Eukaryota; Metazoa; Chordata; Actinopteri; Esociformes; Esocidae
Product: meprin A subunit alpha
Exons: 14
Coding region: 52-1866 (604 amino acids)
Biological process (GO): proteolysis
Cellular component (GO): membrane
Molecular function (GO): zinc ion binding; protein binding; metalloendopeptidase activity
Source: RefSeq, a predicted model, not a curated record